Bacillus rossius redtenbacheri is the source of this 3561-nucleotide messenger RNA. RefSeq lists its product as uncharacterized. The transcript has 6 exons. Bases 264 to 1271 code for a protein of 335 amino acids. Lineage: Eukaryota; Metazoa; Arthropoda; Insecta; Phasmatodea; Bacillidae. The record is from RefSeq and is a predicted model, not a curated record.
AGUCAGCAGGCGACUGCGAGGCGGUGCGCUUCGUGGUUGUCGUCGGCCGCUGUGACCUCGGGGACAAGUGCUGCAAGUGCCUCGUUUGUUUUCCUCCUACAUUCUACUUCCGCUCACCCGUGUCGUGCUUGUGUGUUUCCCGAUCCGAAUGCCUCCCAGCUACCGGAUAGAAAAACGUUGGAUCCUUGAUAUGACGAGUGAUUUCGGAACGCCGCCUUUAUUUCCGUAGCUUACGCACUACAAGUGUGUGCGCAGGGCGGGGCAUGGAGCAGAGCGGCUGGCCGGCCAGGAUCGUGGUGCUCGUGCAGCUCGUGGCGUGGUGCGCCGUGGGGGCGCUGCUGCUGCACAUGGGACUCGCGAGCCUGAGGCCCGAGGCCGGCCUGGCCGGCAACUCCACGACUGAGGCCCCAAACUCCGGCCAAGCCAGCGACCAUGCCCCCGGGGUCAGCGGCGACGCAGACGGGCUCGCGGCCAACGCCAGCUGGGCGGGGCGCAGGGCGCUGUACCGCCCCUCCUCGGUGCUCAUGGUCACCGUGGGCUCCGCCAUGCUCGUGCUGGGCCCCGUCGUGCUCAUGAUCCGGGAGAUCGAGUCGCGGCGCCACCACGACCGUUGCCACAAGGUGGACCCACCGCCCAGCUACGACGAGGUGACGGAGGCGGCACCGCGCUACUCCACACUCUUCGAGGUGGACGAGUCCGGUGAGCUGGUGCCGGUCAGCCCACCACCUCUCGACUCCCCCACCUCCAGCCCGCUACUCAAGCCGCGGUGGAGGAUGUACCACGUGGCCAGCUUCCCAACGGCGCGGCAAGGGGAGGAUCUGACGGGGACCCAGAGCCGUCGCAACUGGCGCUCCCUUGUUGGUGCGGCCGCCCUCGCCGUCAUCGUUGUUGCUGCAUGCCUGUACCUGGCCGAGAGCGACGCGCGACACUCGUUCAAGAUGGGCGCGCUGCUGGGCGCCGGGGCGCUGGUCGUCGGCUUCGUCAUCUGGGCCGUGUCGCUGCCGCGGAACCAACUCAGCGGUGUGACGGACCCGAGGCAGAGGAGCGACUACAGGGACCUGCACAUCGACAUCCCGCCGCCGGCAGACUUCUUCAUGCAGUACACGCCGCCGCCAAGCUACGAGGACUCUAAGCCCGUGGUGACGCCACCGCCGACCUACUCGGCCGCCAUCGACCUGUCGGGCAGCCCGCCUGUGUGGGAGGUCCCGGCGGUGCACCACGCCCCCUCUCCUACCGGGGAGCCACCCCAACACAGCGGCGCCAGUGUCUGACCACGACGUGGGCAGUCCGCCCGUGUGGGAGGUCCCAGCGAUGCACCACCCCAACACAGCGGCGCCAGUGUCUGACCACGACGUGGGCAGUCCGCCCGUGUGGGAGGUCCCAGCGAUGCACCACCCCAACACAGCGGCGCCAGUGUCUGACCACGACGUGGGCAGUCCGCCCGUGUGGGAGGUCCCAGCGAUGCACCACCCCAACACAGCGGCGCCAGUGUCUGACCACGACGUGGGCAGUCCGCCCGUGUGGGAGGUCCCAGCGAUGCACCACCCCAACACAGCGGCGCCAGUGUCUGACCACGACGUGGGCAGUCCGCCCGUGUGGGAGGUCCCAGCGAUGCACCACCCCAACACAGCGGCGCCAGUGUCUGACCACGACGUGGGCAGUCCGCCCGUGUGGGAGGUCCCAGCGAUGCACCACCCCAACACAGCGGCGCCAGUGUCUGACCACGACGUGGGCAGUCCGCCCGUGUGGAAGGUCCCAGCGAUGCACCACCCCAACACAGCGGCGCCAGUGUCUGACCACGACGUGGGCAGUCCGCCCGUGUGGGAGGUCCCAGCGAUGCACCACCCCAACACAGCGGCGCCAGUGUCUGACCACGACGUGGGCAGUCCGCCCGUGUGGGAGGUCCCAGCGAUGCACCACCCCAACACAGCGGCGCCAGUGUCUGACCACGACGUGGGCAGUCCGCCCGUGUGGAAGGUCCCAGCGAUGCACCACCCCAACACAGCGGCGCCAGUGUCUGACCACGACGUGGGCAGUCCGCCCGUGUGGGAGGUCCCAGCGAUGCACCACCCCAACACAGCGACGCCAGUGUCUGACCACGACGUGGGCAGUCCGCCCGUGUGGGAGGUCCCAGCGAUGCACCACCCCAACACAGCGGCGCCAGUGUCUGACCACGACGUGGGCAGUCCACCCGUGUGGGAGGUCCCAGCGAUGCAUCACCCCAACACAGCAGCGCCAGUGUCUGACCACGACGUGGGCAGCCAGACAGUGCACCAAAGUGCGCCGAGGCGAGCGCUUUACUGCGUUCCUGUGGACCAGAACCAGGUUCUCUGGUGUGACUCGCUUGUCAGCUGACACAAAGCCGAACUGCCUCGUCUUGUGCAUUCCAUGAUUCUAGUCUCUUCUGAGGUGGUUUGAUACCUGGAGUUUACUAAUUGUGUACUAUUCGUUAAGACUUUUGGGAGGAAACUCAUUUUCCACUUCAUUUCAUGAUGCGGAUUGUGUGAGGCACUGUUUUACAGCCUGCAACCUUAGCUGAAUCUGCGGUUCCAGAGUUGAUCUGAGGACGAUUACGAAAUGAAAUGUGACCUGCUGUAUCUUGUUUUGUCUGCCAUGAGUUUAACUGAAUGUUAUUCUGGCUGUUUAUAACUCUUUGUUAUUUUCAUGCUUUUAUCCUUAAAUAAGUCCAUCUCCAACUUCAUUUUAGUUAAAGAUAUGCUCUAAGAGGAAUACUUGUUUCCCCAAAACAAAUAUUUGCUUGGCUAGUGUUUGCUACAUAAUUCACAGUAUUUAUUAUAUUUUCAAUCUAAUAUAUUUUUGGUGAUAUUAAAAAUGAAUGUUUUUAUUAGUCAUGCAUACAUUUGCUUGCACAAAUGUUCUGCAUUUCCAUUCCUAUAGAACUCCUACAGAAGUCUUCGUAAAGGUUGGUUUUAGUAUUAAAAUGGCCAUGCAAUAAGUUAUACAGGUAUUUUAGCAUGUACUUGACACAAAAAAUUCUCAUAUUUUGCAGCAAAUAUUUGUACAUAUUUACCUGAAAGUAUUUCUGCCCAAAUUCUAGGCAAACUUAGCAAUUAUAAUUGAUAAGCUGUUCUGACAUGUUGACUAUACUUGCGAAGGCAAUCUAAUAAUAUUUGAACAGGGAAAUUCAACUCACCAUGAUGACUGAAUUGUGUACUCUUUUGACGAACUGUAUCCAUCUAUCGUCAUUUUUGCUGCCUUGAUCAUAGUUUGUACAUGAUGCAUAAAGACAACCAACGAUAUUUAUUGCCUUGUGAAAAACAGGACUUCUAUGAAAAAUAUUAUCUGCUUGACUAUAAGACCUGUAUCAAAAUAAUGCGUGUUUUAUUUGUAUUUGGAUCAUUAAAUCACGUGUACUUGCUGAUAAUGCAUGUGAAGUUUAUGUAACUUUGUCAGACUCAUGAUCUGACGAAAUGGUAACUUGGUGCAUUUGUUAUGAAAAUAUAUAAUCUCAUUGGUUUGUUUCACUUCUGUUAGACUGAGUUAUUUAAUGUUGUAAACAGUUUUGUACGAUGUGAAGUAUUAAAAUAUAUGCGAAAAAUA